Messenger RNA from Ophidiomyces ophidiicola, 1968 nucleotides. It is a transcript of the gene rpl15, whose product is annotated as 60S ribosomal protein L15. The coding region runs from base 1 to 1968 and encodes 655 amino acids. Gene Ontology annotation, cellular component: cytosolic large ribosomal subunit; ribosome. Gene Ontology annotation, biological process: cytoplasmic translation. The transcript is spliced from 9 exons. The record is from RefSeq and is a predicted model, not a curated record. Gene Ontology annotation, molecular function: structural constituent of ribosome; RNA binding. Lineage: Eukaryota; Fungi; Ascomycota; Eurotiomycetes; Onygenales; Onygenaceae.
AUGGCAUACUCUAAACGGGCAGGGCCGCAACAAUCCAAGGCAGGCAACAAAGCCGCUCCCAAGCAAAAUAGAACAGUGGAGAGAACGGCUUCAGCUCAGACUGCAGCUUCCAACGCCAGCGAUGACGACUAUGCCGAUAACGACGUGCUUGAGAGCCAGGACGGCUCGGACGAUAGUAUCGGGGGAUUGGAGGAAGCCAGGCUGGCGCUGAAAGCCCUGCAGGCGGCGAUGGAACGAGCGGAGAAGAGGGAUGGGUUCGCGAAGAAAUUCGAAGCGGAAGUGCGCGAGGAUGAGAAGAGGCUCUUGGAGAUGCUGGAUGCGGAGCAGAAGAAAAUUCAAGCGGAAGAGGAGCAGUUCAAAUCUCGAUUUGAAUCCCUUUUCAGAUCUGCGCUGGCGCCGCCUUCCGUCAUGCCCAAGGACAUAGAAACGUCAGAGGAGAACCCCAGCAUGCAAAACGUUGGACUCGAGGAACAGCCUCUGUACCGCAUGACCAAGGAUACCCUCGAGCGGUCCCACAAGCUAUUAGAAAUGUUCAACAAGCUCAACGACCACGCAUCAAGCAUCAAGCCCCUGCCCGAUCUGUCAGAAAGAUGGGAAAAAGACCACGCCGAGGUGCAGCGGCUGAUCAAGGUCGGCAGCGAAGUGUCCGCGGAGGAGAUUGAGAGGCUGAUCAUGUAUGAAAAUCCCGAGAAUCCGCUGCGGAAUUCGAUUUCCCAGUGGCGCCGGAAGAGGAAGAGAGGGGUGGAGGAUGAUGAGAAUCUGAAGAAUAUGUUAGAUCUGGGAAAGGCGGGUGGUGAAGGAGGCAGUCGAGGUGGGGGGAGGCGUGGUUGGGGGUUGGUGGCGCAUCAGGUUCAGAAAGGGUUCGAGGCGCUGGUGAAGGCGUUGCCGGAAGAGGAGAUGCAGGAAGAAAGGGAAAGAUGUGCCGAAGCACAUCUACGCUUGCCAGAUGCCUGGUACGGCCGUUUUCCACACAACGUGCAACGAUUGCGAGAGUAUCGAAGCGACAACGACAACCAGGGACGACAACCCAAAUACGACAAGAUGGGUGCUCUUAAAUAUGUGGAAGAGCUUCAGCGCAAGAAGCAGUCCGAUGUGAUGCGCUUCUUGCUGCGCGUGCGAUGCUGGGAGCUCCGUCAACUCAAUGUUAUCCAUCGCGCUUCCCGCCCCUCUCGUCCCGACAAGGCCCGCCGCCUCGGAUACAAGGCCAAGCAGGGCUAUGUUAUCUACCGUGUUCGUGUGAGACGCGGUGGACGCAAGCGACCAGUCCCCAAGGGUGCCACCUACGGCAAACCCACCAACCACGGUGUUAACCAGCUCAAAUACCAGCGCUCCCUCAAAUCCACCGCAGAGGAACGUGUAGGCAAACGCUGCGCCAAUCUCCGUGUCCUCAACUCGUACUGGAUCAAUCAGGAUUCUACCUACAAGUACUACGAAGUCAUCCUUGUUGACCCCCAGCACAAGGCCAUCCGUCGCGAUCCCCGCAUCAACUGGAUCGUGAACCCUGUCCACAAGGUAAGUUUAAUUUUUGAUGCAUCUUCGAAACGCAAUACUUACUCUGAUACUUUUAGCACCGCGAAUGCCGUGGCCUCACCGCAACCGGCAAGAAAUCCCGUGGUCUCAACAAGGGCCACCGCUACAACAAGACCACCGCCGGCAGACGGAAGACCUGGAAGCGCCACAACACUCUCAGCCUCUGGAGAUACCGAUAAACGCGACGCCUUACGAUUGUUUUUCGUUGCGUCGGUGGAUUGGGGCUUUUGUGGGGGUCUUUGCCGGUCUUUUAACACACCAUCUUUGCCGCAAAAUACUGUUUCCUACAUCACAGGACUAUUUCUCUCUGCGGAUAUGAUAUGGAGACUAGAUGAAAUGAUUAGGAAUGAAAAUACAAUAAUCAUUGCUGAUGAUAAUAUGAUUCGUAUCAAAUACGUUUUUGAACAAUGCAAGGCUGUUGCAGACAACAAAAAGUAA